UCAUGGUGCGCAUGAACGUUCUCGCCGAUGCGCUGAAAAGCAUCAACAAUGCAGAGAAACGUGGGAAACGCCAGGUUCUCAUCAGACCCUGUUCCAAAGUCAUAGUGCGCUUCCUCACUGUGAUGAUGAAGCACGGUUACAUUGGCGAAUUUGAGAUCAUCGAUGAUCACAGAGCCGGAAAAAUUGUUGUCAAUCUGACAGGCAGGUUGAACAAGUGCGGUGUCAUCAGCCCAAGGUUUGAUGUUCAGCUGAAGGAUUUGGAGAAGUGGCAGAACAACCUCUUGCCCUCCAGACAAUUUGGAUACAUUGUGUUGACAACCUCAGCUGGUAUCAUGGACCACGAGGAGGCCAGGCGAAAACACACUGGAGGAAAAAUCUUAGGGUUCUUUUUCUAAACAUGUAACAAAGGCGCCAACAAAUAAACUCAUUUCCAGUGGA
Messenger RNA from Chanos chanos (milkfish), 438 nucleotides. RefSeq names its product ribosomal protein S15a (gene rps15a). Gene Ontology annotation, molecular function: structural constituent of ribosome. The transcript has 4 exons. The record is from RefSeq and is a predicted model, not a curated record. NCBI's taxonomy places the organism in Eukaryota, Metazoa, Chordata, Actinopteri, Gonorynchiformes, Chanidae. Gene Ontology annotation, cellular component: ribosome. Gene Ontology annotation, biological process: translation. The coding region runs from base 3 to 395 and encodes 130 amino acids.